AAUCGUCAUUUUCCGAUUUGAUUACUGGUACUCUCUGUUUCCUCUGGUCUUCCACUCAUCCCUGGAUCUCCAACUCCUAGGCCGAGCUGGAGAAUUCCGAUCCCAAGAACCCCACCACGCGCCCGCACCGAUCCCAAUAACUUGUUCCUCCCACCCUCCGAUGCGGUCCCUUUGACGCCAGUUGCGGCGGCAGGCGGCAUGGAUUCCGGCGCCAACAGCGUCGGCGGGUCGGUGGACGAGUCGCCGGAGCCGGCGCCGGCGACACGGUCGGUCGAAACGGUCACGAAAGGCAGCGGGCUCCGCCGGUGGCGCCGUAUCCCGAGGGAGCAACACCGCGAGGGCUCCCCUGCCAGCCCCGGUGCCGGCUCUGGCGCGGGUGAGGACUUGGCGGCGCAGCUCCACAAGCGUCGUCUCGGUCCCACCGCCGACGCGCCCAAGGGGAAGCAGGACGUGGUUGCCGAGGAGGAGAGCUCGGUCGCGUCCGUGGAGUCCAGCUUCGUGCCGCCCGAGGCGUCUCCGGCGCCGGCGCCGACUAGGUUGGACCCGAAUCUCGGCCUCCUGAUCGCAACCGCCGGGUUCUCUGUGGGCGCCGGCGGCGCCGACUCGGACAACAGCGACGACCGGGCCAGCAAGUCCUCCACGGCCGCGAGCGCGCCGCGCCACGACUUCUCCUUCAGUGGCUUCGGCCGGGAGCGCGACAGGGCGCGAUCCCGCGCCCCCGGCGGCGCUGCUCACGGCAAGAACCUGCGCGCAGCACGCGUCCGCGGAGCCAGUGCGCGCGCUGCCGCCUCCCCUGUGGAAGCGGAGAACUCGCGCUCGAGUGUCGAGUCCAACCUCCGCGGCUCUAGCGCUACUCACGCGCGGCAAUCCAGUGCGAGCAUCACCAGCAACGGCGUUCACAAGGUCCUGUUCCCUGAUGGCCAUCACAGUGACGAAGAACCUCCAAGUGAGGAGGUGCGGUAUACAACUGGAGGUUUCUACAAGCAGAAUGGGAGUGUUGUAGGUAGAUUGGUAAUGGGGAACUGUGAUUCCGACGCCAACAAUCAUAUGUUGGAUGAAGCGAGUGUCGGCAAGUUUGAGAAUGGAGGGAUCCAUUCAGGCCUUGAUCAAUAUGUUGAGUCGAUUGCGUUGCUUCAGUCGGCACAAGAAGCACUUGAGAAUGAGAUCCAAAAGUUUGUGGAGAUCAGGAAAGAAUCCGACGAAAAUUCCACAACUCACCACAGUGAAACAGAAUGGAGUAGCUCACCCCGUCCAGAUGAACCUGUAGAAGAACCAAGUGAACGGUUGAAGUUUCUUGAGUCAAAGCUGGAAGAAGCAACCUUGCUUAUCAACGAGAAGGAUUCAAGAAUACUUGAACUCGAUGCACUCAACCCGACACAACCACGAGAAACUGUGGCAUGUAAUAACAAUGUGCUGUCACUGCAGUCUGAUAUCGAGCAACUGUUCUUGGAGAAGAUGGAAGCUGAGAUUCAGUGCUUUAUCCUGACAAGAGCUUCGCAAGCUUCGGAACCCCUGACCAAGGAUAAAGUCACUCUUUAUGUUGCGCAGAAAUCUCAGGCCAGUGAUCACAAACACAUAGAAACUAAGCUGGGGAAUGCUGAGAACAGGGCUAUGAUGCUAGAGGAGAUGGUGGAUAAACUUGAGGCGCAAUGCAAAGAGCUCUCUGAGACUUCAGAAGUCCUGAAGCUGCAGGCCAGAGCAAAUAGAGCUUCCUUGUUCUGUUCCAUCCAGCUAGUGCUGCUAUGCAUCGCCAUGGGGACCCUCCUCGUGCGCUUCAUGCCCUCUUCUCCCGAGCUUGUACCUACUUGAGGUUAGAAAAUUCUCUGCCGACCAGCCUUUGUGUAGACAUUCUUGAAAGAUUGUUUGCUGUAAUUUAUUGGGCAUUGAUCGCCUUACAAAUUUUCAUUUUUGUAACAUCAACUCGAUUUUGCUAGUAAUCACUUCACUACUUUACUGUA
Messenger RNA from Phragmites australis (common reed), 1958 nucleotides. Its product is annotated as WPP domain-interacting protein 2-like. The record is from RefSeq and is a predicted model, not a curated record. Bases 199 to 1809 code for a protein of 536 amino acids. The transcript is spliced from 2 exons. NCBI's taxonomy places the organism in Eukaryota, Viridiplantae, Streptophyta, Magnoliopsida, Poales, Poaceae.